GAGUACUUUUUCAGCUCCGAUUUUCAGCGGUUGUGUGCUUCUUGCUUAUCAAAAAAAAAAAAAAAUUUGCUUGUUGAAGUCGUCGUCGAAAGUCAUCUAAAAUUCACGCGAUGUGUGUGCUUUUCUAAACAUGAAUCAUUACUAACAAUUAAAAAAAUAAAAUGAAAAAAUAAUGAAUAAUUAUUUUAAUAUAAAAACAAUAAAAUUACUAUUCUGUAAAUAUAUUAAUUGUGCGCAUAUAACCACUUAAGUUUUGUGGUUGUCUCUCUAUAAAUAUUCUCAACACUCAAAAAAAAAAACGAAGAAAAGAAAUAUAUAAAAGUUUUAGAAAAAAAUAAAAAUUUAUAAAAAAGUUCUAAACCUGCUCCUUAUCGAAUACAAACAAACAAAAUGGAUAUAGUCAAAAUAAUUGGAAGUACAUUUUGGUCAACAAAUAUAUGGCUUCCGCCGAAUGUAACGUGGGAGGACAUCGCACCGGGCUCACGUCCAGAUGUUCAUCAUGCCGACUACAGGCAUCUGAUAUGGCCACUUCCAUUAGCUGUGAUUGUAAUGUUGAUACGUUACACCUUAGAAAGAUUCUGGAUAGCACCAAUAGGAAAAUCCAUUGGCAUCAGAAGCUCAAGACCAAAAAAGGCAUCACCAAAUCCAGUACUACAAGAAGCGUAUGAAAAGUCAAGUCGGUUGGGACACAAGACUGUAUUGAGUUUAAUGAAACAAACUGAUUUAACUGAAAGACAAAUUCAACGAUGGUGGCGCCUUAGACGAGCUCAAGAUAAACCAUCGACCUUGGUUAAAUUUUGUGAAAACUCUUGGCGUUGUCUUUACUACACAUACAGUUUUAUAUUUGGAUUGAUAGUGUUAUGGGAUAAACCUUGGUUUUGGGAUAUUAAAAACUGCUGGUAUGGUUAUCCCCAUCAGUCUAUUGAAAGUGAUAUUUGGUGGUAUUAUAUGAUCUCAAUGUCAUUCUAUUGGUCCCUUACUGGAACACAAUUCUUUGACGUUAAAAGAAAAGAUUUUUGGCAAAUGUUUAUUCAUCACAUGGUUACACUAUUAUUGAUGGCAUUAAGUUGGGUUUGUAAUUUGCAUCGUGUUGGAUCAUUGGUUCUUGUGGUGCAUGAUUGUGCUGAUAUAUUCCUUGAGGCAGCUAAAUUGACAAAAUACGCUAAUUACCAAAAGGCUUGUGAUUGUAUAUUUGCUGUUUUCACCGUAGUUUGGAUUGUAACUCGGCUAGGAUUCUAUCCAAGAAUUAUUUACAGUUCAUCUAUCGAGGCACCCGCCAUCCUGCCAAUGUUCCCUGCGUACUAUAUUUUCAAUGGCCUGCUCAUACUGCUCCUGCUUUUACAUAUAGUCUGGACUUAUAUGAUUGUUAAAAUAGCAAUCGAAUCAGUAAAGAAAGGACUUAUGGCUGGUGACAUCAGAUCUAGCAGCAGUGAAAUUUCCGAUAGUUCAGAGAGUACAAAGCUCUUGGCAAACGGAAAGCCAACAACAGAUAUUACUGCGAAUUCAACAAGCUUACCUGCUGAAACAAGCAAAAUAACAGAACACCUUCACACCACAAAUUGAUAAUCAAGAUUUCAGUUCAAUGUUCAAAGUAGAAACUAAAAUAUAAAAUAUAUUUAUUAGGUUUUAUUUUAAUUUUUAUUUGUUAUUAAUAAUAAAUUAAGAACGUAUUUAGAGCUGAAUGUGAGACACAACAAAAGCAAAACAAAAAAUAAUAAAAAAAGAAAGAAAGAGAACAACAACAAAAUAUCCAUUCCGUAUUUUCGAUUGUAAUUUUCUUUUAAAACUAAUCUAAAUAAAUUAUAAUUAUCUGCUAGCAGUAGUUUUGUAUUCAACUUAAACAAAAAAUUAAAAAUUAAAACCAAAACACAUUCACCAUUCAUUUUGAAGCAGAAACCAAAAAAUCGUUUUAAACGUUCAAUGAUUGUAUAAAUAAUAAUAAUAAAAUAAAUUUAAAACAUAAAAUUGUCUAUACAAAAGUUAUGAUAUGUAUGAACAGUAUGUCGUCGUAAAUAUAUAGCUAAGAUUCUAAUGUUGUUACUAAAAAAAAAAAUAUUUUAACUUUUAAAUCUUGUAAAUCUUAUAUAUCUUAGCAAAAGUUAAUUUUUUUUAACUUUUUGCAUAGCUUAUAAAAACUGCAUAAUACUUAAAAUAUAAGUAAUUUGUGACCAAAAGGUUUUUUUUCUAACUGUUAUUUAUUCAGGGGGUUGUCACAGUCUCAAAAUAUGUUUCACACCAUCCCACUAUAUAGGUACAAUGAGAGUUGAUUGAUGAUGCACUAAAAAGCACUUACAUAUUUUUGUUCAGUUUUAUUCACAUCACACGUUGCAACUACAUUUAUAAGAAGCCUUUUUGGGUAUGUUUUUCUUUUUUGUUUAAUUUUUAAAUACCCACCAAGCCAACUGUUUGCAAAUUGCUUAGAA
Episyrphus balteatus (marmalade hoverfly) is the source of this 2423-nucleotide messenger RNA. RefSeq names its product ceramide synthase 6. NCBI's taxonomy places the organism in Eukaryota, Metazoa, Arthropoda, Insecta, Diptera, Syrphidae. Gene Ontology annotation, molecular function: DNA binding; sphingosine N-acyltransferase activity. Gene Ontology annotation, cellular component: membrane. The transcript has 7 exons. Gene Ontology annotation, biological process: ceramide biosynthetic process. The coding region runs from base 391 to 1563 and encodes 390 amino acids. The record is from RefSeq and is a predicted model, not a curated record.